AAAGUUGAGAGUGUUAUGGUAGUGCACUAGCUCUCUGUGUCUGCUCAAUCAAUUAGUUCAUUUCAUCAGCAUUUUAAUCCAUCAGGUCAGAGCUGCAGCAAUGAAUCACUUCAUUUCCAUGAUGUUUUCACUGCUAGUCAUUACUGGGCUGCAGGUGAGCGUUAAGGCCGAAGAAAAACGUCAUAAGCGAAGCUCCAGCAGACAUUACAUAUCAGAGCUGACUGUGUCGAAUGGAGGAGGAUGGGGGUCGUGGGGUUACAGAGACAUGUGUGCAGAAGGAACGUACGCCGCAGGGUUCAGUCUAAAGGUGGAAAAUCCUAUUGAUGGGGAUGAUACUGCACUCAACGGGAUUCGCCUUCACUGCACUGAUUUGUCGAAAGGCUCAAAAGCAUAUCACAGAUACACCUCAGUUCAGUCAGAUGUAGGCAGCUGGGGUCGGUGGAAAGAUAUCAGAUGGUGCCCUUCUGGAUACUUGACUGCUUUUCAGCUGAAAGUCGAAAGAUCUCAAGGAAAUGGUGACGAUACGGCCGCAAACAACAUCCAUUUUCAAUGCAGUGGAGGGUCUAUCCUGACGGGUGACGGCACAGACUGGGGCGAUUGGGGCAGCUGGAGUCAGACGUGUCAAGGAAAAGGGAUCUGUGGUAUCAUGACACGGGUAGAAGAGCCGCAAGGACGAGGAGACGACACCGCUCUCAAUGACGUGCGCAUGUACUGCUGCACAUGAGGUGUUAGAGGACGACAACAAGAACAGCAAGA
Molecule: messenger RNA, 756 nt
Organism: Labeo rohita (rohu)
Lineage: Eukaryota; Metazoa; Chordata; Actinopteri; Cypriniformes; Cyprinidae
Product: vitelline membrane outer layer protein 1-like
Exons: 5
Coding region: 101-724 (207 amino acids)
Source: RefSeq, a predicted model, not a curated record